Chlamydomonas reinhardtii is the source of this 1937-nucleotide messenger RNA. RefSeq lists its product as uncharacterized. Lineage: Eukaryota; Viridiplantae; Chlorophyta; Chlorophyceae; Chlamydomonadales; Chlamydomonadaceae. The record is from RefSeq and is a predicted model, not a curated record. Gene Ontology annotation, cellular component: mitochondrion. Gene Ontology annotation, molecular function: metal ion binding; superoxide dismutase activity. Gene Ontology annotation, biological process: superoxide metabolic process. The transcript has 6 exons. Bases 709 to 1380 code for a protein of 223 amino acids.
UGGCAGCACUGCUGGUGGGAGAACAGAUAUUCCAGGGCUGUGAUUGAGAGGGGUGUUCAUCUUUUAUAGUCCGGUGUGGAGGGACGCCCUGCCCUUGGACUGGACUCAUGUUGCAUGUGUGGGAGGCCGCGCGCUGGCUGCGACUGGCGCAGGCCUGGUAUACUCAACAACAAUUGACUGAACACAAUGGUGUGCAUGAUCUUUAUGUGUUUAGUGUUAACGUGAUUCCUGAGGCUGUCGUUGUGGCACCUGCACACGUGACUCAGCGACACUCCGAUAUCGCUGAGCGUUUUUAUGGCUUAAUCUCCUAUACGGUAUGUUAUCGUGUGAAGCUCGUCAGCCCAUCUGCAUCAGCGUAGUGGGCGUAGUGGGAUGGUCCGGGAGCGUCCCUGCACCCGCUCUGGCGGCUGGCGUUUGGUGGAUACAUCCUGUCUUGCUUCAUCCUGUCGUCGAGGUCUUGCUGCAUGUCAGGGCGAUAAUGUGUGAUGGGUAGGCCAGUGGUUCUUGAGGGGGUGGAGAGCACUGCGGAGGAUGCAGGCAACGUGUGCAGACACGGUACGGCAAUUGGCAGUUGGGCGCCUUUGGGGGCCCUGGCCUAGCCCGCGGAGCCUUCGAAGAACAGAAACGUUAUUGCUGCUCACUAUUUUGCUGCAUACUCCCUCCUGUAACCUGUGCUUGAACUUGCCCGUGCGUAAACGGCUCUCGGAGAUGCUCGCGCGUGUUGCUCUGGGCCUGGCCCGCGAUGGCCAGAGCGCUGUGCCCACUAUGACCCGCGCUAUGUCGUCCGUGAAGCUGCCUGACCUGCCCUAUUCUUACGGGGCGCUGGAGCCCUACAUUUCGGGCCAAAUCAUGGAGCUGCACCACUCCAAGCACCACGCCACUUACGUAGCGAACCUGAACAAGGCGCUGGAGCAGCAGGCGGAGGCUGAGCACAAGGGCGACGUGGCAAAGCUUAUUUCGCUGCAGAGCGCUAUCAAGUUCAACGGCGGGGGUCACGUCAACCAUGACAUUUUCUGGACCAACCUGUGCCCGCACAAGGAGUGGCAGCCUCCCUCGGGCGACCUGAAGGCCCUCAUUGAGGCGCAGUGGAAGACUCUGGACAACUUCACCACCACCUUCAGUGCGCAGACGGCCGCUGUGCAGGGCUCGGGCUGGGGCUGGCUGGGCUACAACAAGGCCACACACAAGCUGGAGGUGGUGACGCUGCCCAACCAGGACCCGCUGAGCGUCACGGGCCUGGUGCCGCUGCUGGGCAUCGACGUGUGGGAGCACGCCUACUACCUGCAGUACAAGAACGUGCGGCCCGACUACCUCAAGGCCAUUUGGAACAUCGUCAACUGGCAGAACGUGGAGCAGCGCCUGGCCGCCGCCAAGAAGUAAGGCUGGUGGGAGGCAGGCAGGCAGUGGGGGGAGGAGGAGGACAGCAGUGCGCUGCGGCAGCAGCGGACAGGAACCGGCGGCGGCAGGCAGCGGCGCUGGCGAGGAGGCGGAGGCGCCACGGACGAUUGAGGACGAGGGUUUGUGAGGAGGGGCUGCGGCAGCGGGCUGGGGCGGUAGCAGAGUAGGGGAUUUGUAAUGAGGACCACAUGAAUGGGAGGGCGAGGAAGUUAGAGGAGCAGCCGGGAUGGCACAGGUACAACCCGAGCGCAGGGCAGGCCGGCUGCAGGGGCUGUGUGGGUUGCGGAGGGUAUGGCGCAAGAGCUUAUCAACAUGAACAUGGGCGUGUGGUGUGCAGUGGAUUGCGCGUGUGCAUGCCUUACCAUGCAUGCAGUUUAGGGCAUUGCUGUUGACGUUGAGACUUGUUGGCAACGGACGUGUGGAAAACAGAGCGGUGACAGGUCACAGGACAGCUGUGACACCCCUGACUGUUGUAAUUGCGCUGUUGACCAGAGGCGGGGAGCUAGUGCCGACGCUGUAACAUACGACGGUGUUACAGA